Moesziomyces aphidis is the source of this 1185-nucleotide messenger RNA. The record is from the annotation of a GenBank genome assembly. NCBI's taxonomy places the organism in Eukaryota, Fungi, Basidiomycota, Ustilaginomycetes, Ustilaginales, Ustilaginaceae.
AUGGAAGCUGAGCUUUUUCGGAAAUGUGUUAGGGCGAUGCAGCAGGGCUAUGCAGCUCAGGAGCUUCGAGAGCUGUGUCGCUGUUCGAUAGCGUCACUCUUCUCGGCGCAUGCUCCACUUGGAGCGAUUCUCGAAGCUAGCUGGCACCUUCGUCUUGGCAAGCACCACCUGUCUCCUGACGACCACCGCUUCACCACGUCCAUCCAUCCUUCCUCCCUUUCCAGUACGGCCCCAGUAUCACCAUCACAAAUGUCCUUCCUCGACAAGUUCCGCGACGCCGCUCAGAAGGCUGGCAUCCAGGCCAACGCCUUCGCCCAGCAGACCGGUCGUGCCAUCAACGAGCAGGCCGCAACAGCGCGUGCAGGCUUCUCCUUGCCCAAAGAGUGCGACCGCUCGGCCAAGAUCCUCCAGGCUUUCCUCGCCGACCCCAACCACCCGGACUCGGCGCUCAACUCGAUCCCCAAGGCCGUUCUGCAGCAAGCCAAGGGCCUGGCUGUCUUUAGUGUGAUCAAGGCGGGCUUUGUGUGGUCGGGCAAGAUCGGUAGUGGUGUUGUGAUCGCACGUCUUCCCGACGGCAGCUGGUCGGCGCCGAGCUGCAUCGGCACAGGUGCGGUCGGCUUCGGUCUGCAGAUCGGUGCCGAUCUCACCGAGUUUGUCAUUGUCAUGAACAGCGAAGAGGCGGUCAAAGCUUUCGCACACGCCGGCAACCUCACCAUCGGAGGCAGUCUCUCGGCUGCCGCCGGGCCCAUCGGCACGGGCGGCGCGAUCAACGCUGCGAUCCGCGACCCGGCUCCGCUCUUCACCUACUCGAGAUCCAAAGGUCUGUUUGCCGGCAUCUCGCUCGAGGGCACCGUGCUUGUCGAGCGCAAGGAGACCAACAAGGACUUUUACGGCCAGCCCAUCCCGGCUGUCGACCUGCUCACGGGCAAGGUGCCCGCACCCGAGGCGGCGAGCGCCAUGUACGAGGUGGUCGAGGCCGCCGAGAUGGUCGACGAGUCGGGCAUCCCGCAGCAGGCGUACGUGCCCACUGCCGACCCGGCACACCACGUGCCCGUCGCAGGCUACGAUCUCUCGGACAAUGCCUCGACGACCACCGCAUCCACAGCAGUCGAGCCCACAGCCGCCGCCCCCGCCGCAAACAAACCCAUCUUUGACGCUGACGCGAGCGAAAAGCGAACCAACUAA